AGGGGGACCUGGAUGGAGUCUGGGGGGUGGAAGUGGGUGCUGGUGAGGGAGGUAAAGAAUCCUUCUCUUGGAGGGGGGGAGAAAGUGGGAGAUCAGAGGCGGCCCCUGAUGGUGAGGUUGGAGACUCUUCCUCGUGGAUCUCCUUAGUUGGGGGCAUCCUUCCCGUAAGGUCUUCAUGGCGAUGCUGUGUGGUUACCUCUUGUUUAGACUCCUCUUGUGUCUUGUCCUUGGCAGUAGCAACAGACGGUUGACGCAGGAAGAAAAAUAGGUUGGAGGUAAACAGUUUCACCCCCGACUUGUUCAGGCAAACUCCAUGUACCUUAAAAAGAUGUCUGCUCUCCCAGAAAAGGUAGAAAUUGUUGAUAAAAUGUACUGAAUGUCAGUACAUGCAGUUGACAGCCAUUUGUUCAGUGCAAACAGCCUGCUGAAUCCUUCAUCUCCUCCUCUGACUGGUGGAAGAGGACCACUGAUAAACACCUCAGCCUUGACAGAGCUGACUGUGUUUAACAGAUCAAUAAAGUCUCGCUUCAGAACUUCAGACUGUUGUUUCACAAUAUCACACCUUCUGUAUUCACCAUGAUGUUCUUCACUGUGGGAUAGUCAGCCACGAUGUCCAGGAUUUUGUCUCAUGUUCGAGACCAUAUCUUUCGGAAAGCAGAGUAUUUCGGUAUUCUUGCUGUACAGUGUUCUGACAUCUGACAGCAUAGUCACCAACAACCAGAGUCUCAGGCCCAGUCAUUAGCUUUCCCUGCGGCCUUUUACUCUCACAUUUACUCUCAGUACUUGCCCUGCUUUGAGAAGAUAGCUGCUUGUCCAGGCCAUCAGAUGGAGAUUUAGGAUCCUGCGACAAUGGAGCAAAUCUGUUUUGAAGUUGUAGGCUUGGUUGUUGUUCUUUUUGCUGGUUCUACUUUUCUCAGCUGUCCUUGGCUUUGUCCGGCUGAGUGCAGGGGUUGAGGAGGAGUUCUGCCUGUGUGGUAGUGCAGGCCAGCCAGUCGCAUCACAAAUCUCAGGGAACUGGGCUCUGCCUGUUAUCAUCUACAGUGAUCAGAGAACAAUGUCCACACCACUACCACUAAAUGUGGGGGGGUCCCACAGGGAAACAUUUAAGGGCCACUUUACUUCCUGUUUUGUCAAUGACAUGAAGUCAGCUUAUGAUUACAAUCCAUUCCUUUACGCAGAAGAUUCAGCUCUAAAAGUCUCCAUCAGGAUCAGUUAGAAGUAGUUUAGUUAGCGUCUGGUUAGCAGAUCAUAAGUUCCAUACUCUUUGGGUCAAAUGCAGAACUAAAGAAGUGUCCUGGGUUCAGCUGGUAGGAGGAGACUACAAAGUUCCAGUAAAGGAAUCCGUUACGUACUAAGUUUUUUUUGUCUAUUAUGCACCCUGUCUGGGGAGAGUGUGAUUUGUACUGUAAAACAACAUCUGAUCACCACCAGGAGACCCCACACAGCAUUGCAGCUGUGUAAAUACUAUUUAUUAUACUAUAGUAUUAAAUAUAUUAUUAUAUGUGUUUACAGGUGUGCUUCCUGGAGUCGGUGGAUAAAGCCACACUGUGCUGUCCGCUGUGCAGGAAGAGAGUUUCCACCUGGGCUCGUCUGAACAGCAGGAAGAACACGCUGGUGGACCAGCAGCUGUGGGACCAGAUCCAGACCUGCUUCCCUCUGCAGUGUCAGCGCCGCCUCAACGGGCAGGACGCCGCUGAGGAGGAGCCAGGAGUCUCGGUGUGUUUUCCCAGAGUGAGUCAGCCUGGAGAGCUGAAGCAGGAAUAUGAGGAUCAGGUCACCAAACUGACGGAGGAGAAGCGAGUACUGGACGAGGAGGAGAGGAGAGCCAGUGAGGAGUUCAUCCAGAGUCUGUUGGCUGAGGAGGAGGAGCUGCUGCAGGAGGAGACGAGGAGGCGCCAAGACGACGAGAGUCUGGCCAGACUGAUCAGCAGCCAGCUGGUCAGUGUUUCU
Molecule: messenger RNA, 1950 nt
Organism: Anarrhichthys ocellatus (wolf-eel)
Lineage: Eukaryota; Metazoa; Chordata; Actinopteri; Perciformes; Anarhichadidae
Product: E3 ubiquitin-protein ligase rnf168-like
Exons: 3
Biological process (GO): double-strand break repair
Cellular component (GO): site of double-strand break; nucleus
Molecular function (GO): ubiquitin-protein transferase activity; nucleosome binding
Source: RefSeq, a predicted model, not a curated record